Fusarium fujikuroi IMI 58289 is the source of this 2004-nucleotide messenger RNA. RefSeq names its product related to acetoacetyl-CoA synthetase. Gene Ontology annotation, biological process: lipid metabolic process. Gene Ontology annotation, molecular function: acetoacetate-CoA ligase activity. NCBI's taxonomy places the organism in Eukaryota, Fungi, Ascomycota, Sordariomycetes, Hypocreales, Nectriaceae. The record is from RefSeq and is a predicted model, not a curated record. The coding region runs from base 1 to 2004 and encodes 667 amino acids. The transcript is spliced from 9 exons. Gene Ontology annotation, cellular component: cytosol.
AUGGCACAAGACCUAUCUGCUGCAAAGCCGUACAGCUGGCGUCACCCUCACCCUGAAUUAUCGCGCCUGGAUACCUUUCGGAGACACAUCAAUCGAGCAUACAAACUCGAUCUCAAGACAUAUGCGCAGCUCCAUAAAUGGUCUGUAGAUAAUAUAGAAGACUUCUGCAAAGAAACAUGGAUGUUUUGUGGUAUUAUCUACAGCCAACCGCCCGAUGAAGUUGCAAAUGGCAUCUCUGUCAUGUGGCCUCGGCCAGAAUGGUUCCCCGGCGCCCGACUCAAUUAUACAGAGAACCUGCUGUCUGUAGGGCUGGCCCAGCACCCUGAUUCAAUUGCCAUAUCAGCUUGCCUCGAGGCUGGGGUCAAUUGGCGGCACUCGAGCUGGGUACAGCUUCGGCGUCAAGUUGAACACUACGUCAGUGCCCUCGAAGCACUAGGUGUGACGACUGGCGACCGUGUUGCAGCCGUCUUGACCAACUCGCUCGAGGCAGUAGUUUUGCUUCUUGCUGCUGGGGCCAUCGGAGCCAUUUUCUCCUCUACUGCUCCCGAUAUGGGUGCUGAAGGUAUUGUUAACAGGUAUUCCCAAGUCCGACCUAAAGUUCUUUUCGUCGACACCGAGGUUGUAUAUGCGGGCAGGCGACGUGUCCUCAAGAACAGGAUGAUGGCCGCGGCAAGUAAAUUAAAGCAGCAGGUUCCAGAGCUCAGCCAAGUCGUCGUGGUCAGUGGUCCAGCUUGGACCAAUGGAUCAUGCAUGCGCAUGGAGGAAUUUCUCAACGUACCAAUCCGACCGUUACGAUUCAAGCAAUUGCCUUUCGAUCACCCCAUCUAUAUCCUUUAUUCCUCUGGUACAACCGGAGUACCAAAAUGCAUUUGCCACUCAGCGGGUGGAGCCCUCUUACUACAGAAGAAGGAGUUCAUCCUUGCCAGUAACAUGUCCUCUGACUCUGUCUAUUAUCAGUAUACUACCACUGGCUGGAUGAUGUGGAAUUAUCUAGUUGGAGCCCUUAGCGUUGGUGCUAGAAUCGUUCUUUAUGACGGGAGUCCGCUGUACCCGAGUCCAGUUGACCAGAUACGCCAACUGGAACAACAGGGGGUGACUCACUGGGGUACAAGCCCGAAGCUGCUAGCAGCAUUAAAGCAGUCGGCUCACAAACAGCGCUUCAUCUUGGACAGCCUCCAGCUAGUCAUCUCUUCUGGGUCACCCCUAUCGCCCGAGAUCUUCAGAUGGUUCUAUGAUACUUUCCCUGGCCAUGUUGGCCUUUUCAGCGGUUCUGGGGGUACAGAUCUUGUUGGUAGCUUUUUAACCGGUACCUUUCUUUCCACUAUACAUGAAGGGGAGCUCGCAGCCCCACAGUUAGGUAUGCGAAUUGAGAUCUGGGACCAGGAUGGUAAAAGCAUUGACGACACUGGUGACGCCGGAGAGCUCAUAAUCUCGACACCUUUUUUCAGCAUGCCAACCACAUUCUGGGGUGAAGAUGGGGACUCAAAGUACUAUAAGGCCUACUUUGAAAGAUUUCCCGGUGUUUGGUGUCACGGAGACUUUGUGAAAAGGAACCCAGCCACUGGAGGCUAUGUCAUCCUAGGGCGUAGCGAUGGAGUUCUUAACCCUGGAGGUGUUCGGUUUGGAACCUCCGAGCUCUAUAGCGUAGUGGACAAGUUCACCGACGUUGCAGAUUGUAUCGCAGUGGGACGCCGCCUCCAUGAAGGAGAUGACGAACAGGUCGUUCUUUUCUUGAAGAUGAAGGAACCGACCUUCAAUCAAACGGUGGACAAGAUCCGCGACGCCAUAAGACAGAAUUUAAGUCCUCGUCACGUCCCUGCGCGGAUCGUCGAAGCUAAAGAUAUCCCCUAUACACUCAACGGAAAGAAAAUGGAGACACUGGUCAGGGAUAUCCUUUGCAAACGGAAAAUUGGAAAUCUUGGAUCCGUGGCAAAUCCAGAGUGUCUGCGCGAGUAUGAGAAGUUUGCGGAUAUGCCCUUUGAGACUACGUCUGCAAGAUUGUGA